AUACAUGGCAUGAUCACCAUAGCUUCGAGCUCACUCCCCCUGUGAUGCCUGCACCUUCUCACCCUCUUUCAUGUGACCUUCUUCCUCCCUGUCAUCUCGCCUGUGAUCUGCGUCAAUUCAUCUCCUUCUACUUUUCUCUUUAAUAUAACACACAUAUUCCGUAUAUAUAUCCGUGCAUUUCUUCCAUUGUUGUGCUGCUACCUAGCUUCAUCCGCCAUAUAUAGCUUCCGUUUACGAUCAACAACUUAACAGCAUACAAGAUCAGAUCAUAUCAAGAACAUAUAUAUAAUUAACUCAAGUUGCCAUGAUGAAGGGCUGCGCUGCUACUCUUCUGAUCAUCAUUCUUCUCCUCUUUUCCCCGUUUGCCAUGCCUGCUAGGCGUAUCGGAAAGUUCAACCCAAAUGAGAGGCACGGCGGCGAGGAGUCAUCGGCGGCGGCACAGCUUGGCCGGAAAACGACGAUGAUGAUGCAGAAAAGAGGAGAUACGCUAGAGAUAGCGGGAUCAAGAUUGCCAGAUUGCUCUCACGCGUGUGGAUCGUGCCACCCGUGUAGACUAGUGAUGGUUAGCUUCGUGUGCUCCACUCUUGAAGAAGCUGAGACUUGUCCCAUGGCGUACAAAUGCAUGUGCCACAACAAGUCCUAUCCUAUUCCUUAAUCGCGCUUUCUACUUUCACUUUUUUUGUAACAUAAUAUAGGUAGCUACCUAGGUCUUCGAUCGUUUUAGAAAAAAAUAUUUACUUGAUGAGCUAAUUAAUUACGUAGGCGUAGCUGCAGCUAGGUUGGGUACGGUGUACGUAGUUUCAAUAAAUUAAUUAAACUACUGCAUGCAUGUGUAUUUCCAUGUUUGUGUACCAAGUUUAUUAUAUGUUCUUA
Molecule: messenger RNA, 873 nt
Organism: Ipomoea triloba (trilobed morning glory)
Lineage: Eukaryota; Viridiplantae; Streptophyta; Magnoliopsida; Solanales; Convolvulaceae
Product: protein EPIDERMAL PATTERNING FACTOR 1
Exons: 2
Coding region: 305-655 (116 amino acids)
Biological process (GO): guard cell differentiation; stomatal complex development
Source: RefSeq, a predicted model, not a curated record